CUCAUCCCCCCCCCGUCCACCCCGACCCCUCACAACCCACGCAAUCCUUUAGGCACGGCAGACGCCGACCGAGCCCACUCAACCCGCGCAUCCACUUUGACUGUCGCUCUCUCUCUCUGUCUGUCUGUGUCUCCUUCAACCCACAUCAUCCACUCUACAAAGAGCACGCACAGCUCGUAGUCUAUACGACAUCCCCCCACUCUCUCUCGCUCUUCCACAUUCCGACGUCCUCCCCCAACGCAACGGGGAAUCAGCUGUCCAACAAGUGCCCUCAACCUUCAGUCUCUCUGUUGACUUCGAAAACGUGGGCCUCGGUUGCCACAUCCUCAACAAACGUCACCACCUGCAAGUCUCUUGGUGGUCCUCCGUUCAGCCGUAGAGCCGCCAUCUCUCCUCUCCCCUUCCCUCGCCCCCGCGUCUCCUUUACAAUGGCGGACUCACUGCCACAGGACACGUGGAUCAAUGCCUUUGGGGGUGUACCGCCGCGAACUCUUUUGUCCAGCCUCCAGCGCCGGCAACACGCCUCGCAGACCCACGUUCACGCGCUCGCCGAGCUGUUCCGUGAGCGAGCUGCCAUCGAGCAAGAGUAUGCUGCAAAGCUCCAGAAGCUGGCUCGUGCGGCCGAAGCUGGCCAACUGAACGGCAAGGGCGGGAUUGAGUGGGAUCGAAGUGGAGGUGAGGCCAAGCUCUUCAACUCGGUUCUCUCCGACAUCAAUGAGACAGCCACCGCCCACUCCAGUCUCUCACAGCAGCUGAAGAGCGAUUUCGAGCAGCCUGUCCGAGACCUUCCAAACAAGAUUGAACCAUGGCGCCACAUCGGCGACCUGGAGUCGUCUCUGGACCGCACGCUCAAAGAUCAAGAGAAGGUCCACGCCAAGUACGAGAAGGCAGCGACCAAGGGCAAGUCUGCUAAGACAGAGCAGCUCUCUUCAGAGCUCUCGGAUCUUGGCAACAGUAUCAAGUCUCUCUCGCCCAGGGCCUGGAUCACCUUCCAACGGCUUGACGAGGAGCGACUUCGAGCGCUGAAAGAGGUCGUCGUUCGCUUCGCUACUGUGCGUUCUGAUGCCGCCAACAAAGAGGGAGAAAGAGCUGCCUCUACGCUUUCCAACCUUUUGGGCUGGGAGACUUCCGACGAGGUGAUUACUAUCGGUCACCGCCUCGGCGCAGGUGGGUCUGGGUCUGCUCGUCCCAGCGCGUCUCGUCCUCCUCCGCCUGCAGUCAACACUACGGCUACUGUGAACAAGAGAGCGUCUGUCCUCCCCGGAACCCUCCCUUCGCCAGGCGGCGACUUCAGCCCUCGUGUUCAGAGAGCCAACGGUUCGAGCAGCAACUUGAGCACUGGCGGGGGCGGCGGCUUUGGGGGCCUCAAGUCGAUGCUCACUCGGAAGGGUACCACUCGCCAGCGCAGUGGAAGCGAGGCUACCUCGACCAGGAGUUCAAGGCGACCAACCGGGGACAUGUUUGAGCCUCUUGACGAGUCUGAACGUAUCAAUGACCGCGCUCUCGACAGUCAAUCGGUCCGUGAAUACCGCGAGUCACCUGAGAGGUCGACGUUCUCGGACAUUAGAGAGAGCGAGCGCUCGCACGAGCCUGCCUCUCGCCAGACCACUGGACCAGGACCCGUCCAGACACCUCCUGUUGAUUCGGAAGGCUACUCGAUCGCUCCAGCUGAUAGGCAUCGCAACCCCUGGGAGGAUCCCAACGAUCUCAUCCCCACCCCUGCUUCCGGCAAAGGGCUCUCUGCAGCCGGCGGCGUCGCUCUACCUUCCGCCAUCCUGGCUGCCGACCAACGUAACGCACAGGACAACCAGUCCAGCACUGGUGGCUCUAUUGGGGGGUUCGAUGGAGCCCCUCGCCUCAACCUCGCUCUGGCUCCCAACGUUAUCCAGGAAAGCGAGGAGGAGAGGCAGGCGGCUCUUGCCAAAAUGCAACAGACCCUGCAGAUGGCUCCUCAGGCCCCGACCCGACGGGGCACGGUUGCCCGUGGUCGUCGUGAGGUGCGCAACACCAUUCAGGCUUCUACCAAAGAGAACGGCCCUAUCCCUCAGCAGCACGUCAAGGCUCUGGCUCAAAUGGGCGAGGAUGAGGAGCGCCUGGCCGAUACCAAGGCUCGACUGACAGGGGCUGAGCCUACGUCCCAGUUAUCGGCGCCGAUCAUGGACCGCCGCCGCCCUUCGCUCUCGAGCGUGAACUCGUCAACGAACCCCUUCGAAUCACCUUCUGUCACCCCUGGCGUUUUGCAGAAGGAGUCGGCUUUCGGAGCCUCACCAGCGGUCAAUCACGCAACAGACUCUCCGGCAUCAGGGGCCCCACCGCAUGCUGCUGUGGCAGCCAACGGCGCUGGUUUCGGCACCGCUGCUGUUGUCGGUGCCGGAGCGCUCGCGGCAGGUGCUGUGGGCGCUGUGGGUGCUGCUGCUGUGACUGCGCAUGCCGACAACUCCAUUUCCGGCGCACCGUUGUCCUCUGAACCAGAGUCGCUCACUAGUCCGCCAGUUCCUUCCGGCAUUGAGCAGGCCAAGUCUCCCCUUUCUGUCCCAACCUCCCCUGUCACUGCCACCUCCCAUGUGGCUUCCCCUUCGACCGCUGUUACUUCGCCCAUCAAUGCCCUUACCCCCCACACCAUUGCCCCCGGUCUAAACGCCUCGCUGAUCGAGACUGUCCAUGCUUGGACCCAGAAGCUUGCGUCUCAGCGUACAGUGAUUUCUGGCGAAAUUCACGUCUCCCUCUUGGCCUCGGCAUCUCGCGCGCAGCCGCAAUCAGGCUCAGCACUUCACAUCCGUCUGACGGACUUCGAUGCUUUGGAGUCGAUCGCACCGAACCCAGCUUUCUUGGCCCAAGUGCCUGAUCGCCCAGGAGAGUACUACCUCAACACGGAUGCCGUUGCGCAAGCAACAGGUAGCCCGGAAGAAGGAUCCAAAUCCGCCGGCCCAGUGCUGUUCAAAUAUCACGUCCUUGUGCCAGCCGGACAAGAGACUGCUGUGGCGCCACUCGUCCUUAACCCAGCCUUCCAGGUUAAGGAUGGCGAAACGCGUAUGAUUCUUCAGUACCGCUCUGCAGCCAACGCAGGCACGAUUUCCAACUUCCGCCUUUCUGCUCACUUCCCUGCCGAGCCAGCUAUUACGAGCACCCAGUCCAAGCCUUUGUCCGGGUCUUGGGAUUCGGAGGAUGGCUCGACCGACCGCCGCAUCACAUGGACCCCCCCUCAAACUCAAGCCGGUGCGGAGGGCAAGAUCAUUGCCCGCUUCAUUACUGGCGCUACGAACCGCAUCCCGCCUAGCAGCGUGGAUGCCCAAUUCGUCCUGCCCGACCACCUCCUCUCUGGCAUUGGCAUUGAAGUCGUGAGCGACAGCCCAGCCGCGGUUGCAGGCUGGGGAGCAUUCGACAAUGUCUCGCGUGCGACCGUGUCUGGCAAAUACGUUGGUGGUAUCGUGCUCAACCCGUAAUGUAUCCAACUGCUCGAGGUUUGUGAACGGAUCCAGGCCAUAAUAGGAGAGAUAACACUUAGUCAUUUCAAACGAAUGUAAUCCAUUUUGCUGC
Vanrija pseudolonga is the source of this 3537-nucleotide messenger RNA. It is a transcript of the gene SGIP1, whose product is annotated as SH3-containing GRB2-like protein 3-interacting protein 1. Gene Ontology annotation, cellular component: cytoplasm; plasma membrane. The record is from RefSeq and is a predicted model, not a curated record. Lineage: Eukaryota; Fungi; Basidiomycota; Tremellomycetes; Trichosporonales; Trichosporonaceae. Bases 429 to 3443 code for a protein of 1004 amino acids. The transcript is spliced from 4 exons.